CCAGGCUGCUACUGAUCUCUAGGUGACGCUGUGUUGUAGCUGAUUGGCUGACGCGGUCGUGCGGUACGUCCUGUACGUUUUCUGCUGACACGUGACAGUACCCGGAUUUUGGUGACGUCGCAGAACAACAAAGAUGGCAGGAAUAGGAACCAGCACGUACUGGGAAGAUCUGCGAAAGCAGGCCAGACAGUUGGAGAACGAACUUGACCUGAAGUUGGUCUCUUUCAGUAAAUUAUGCACCAGCUACAGCAGCUCCAGAGAUGGACGUCGAGGAGACACGUCAGACACCACACCUCUGCUAAACAACUCUACCCAGGACAGGAUGUUUGACACCAUGUCAGUGGAGAUUGAACAGUUGCUAGCCAAACUGACUGCAGUGAAUGACAAGAUGGCGGAGUACACCAACUCUCCGGGCGCAGCUGCUCUCAACGCUGCUCUCAUGCACACGCUCCAGAGGCACAGGGACAUCCUACAGGACUACACACAUGAAUUCCACAAAACCAAAGGCAACUUUUUGGCCAUCCGGGAAAGGGAAGACCUUCUAGGGUCUGUCAGGAAAGACAUUGAGACAUACAAGAGCGGUUCUGGGGUCAACAACAGAAGAACAGAGCUGUUCCUAAAGGAGCAUGAGCAUCUGAGAAAUCCGAUAUUUUUUUUAGGAAAGCAAGCUGGAAUAACCUUGAUGGCGCAGGCCCACGAUUUGGGAAAAACAAAUAAAAAUGUCUUUUUCUGACACAUUCAUUUGUUCUCUUCAUGCGUUUACUUCAUAGCAGAUGUGAAGUUCUUCUGUUAAUUCAUAACUUAAGGUCUUAUAUGAGCAUGCAUGACAGAGAAGAUCAAAUCCUGAUCUCUAGCAACCUUAGUAUCCCACAAUCUUUUGGCUGACUCUCAACCCCUGCAGAACAGCAUGUGGUUCUUUUUUUAUGCGUUUCCCUGUGUUUGUGCCAGAGGUGUUAGAUGCACACUGCAUGGAAAGUAAAAUUGGAUAGCAGCAGGACACACACACACACACACACACACACACACACACACACAAACAUACCCACACAAAGAAACGAAACACAAAUUUACCACAGAGCUAUUUACAUGGCCAAUACAUAGCAGUGUGACUGAUUAGUAUUUGCAUUUGUUUCCCAUAUCAAGUUCUCAAAGGAAUAAUGCUGCAAUUAUUCCCUCUCAAAGACCUCUCCAUUCAUUUUCUAACAGGCUUUACCUGCUCCCACAAUGCAUGGCUAAUAUUUAUAUACUGAAAUUGAUGUUUAUGUAAUGACCCUUUAAAAUACAGUGUGGUCUAGUUAAAUAACUUUAAUCGCAUAGCAUUUUAUGGAUUUUUUUAUGUCUUUGAAAUAAAGCAGUUACACUUUUUUACUAUAUGUUCAGUUAAAUAUAAAUUUGCAUUUAAAUUAGUAACUAACACAAAGCAACUAGCACGAAGGUCAGUAACGCUCCUGUUUCAACAACAUUAAAUUGUAUUUAACAGGUAUCUUAAAUGUUAAUCUAGGCACCUCCUCCAGCUUGCUUGAGGAAACACCAAGAGAUUCCCAGGGCAGCCGAGAGCUAUUAUCUGUCCAACGUGUCCUGGAUAUGAAUAUGAUCCAGAACCUUAUUCUUUUGGUCACUACCCAAGGCUCUUUACAAUAGUUGAGGGUAGGGACGUUGGACGACCAGUAAAUCGAGACCUUUGCUUUUUCGCUUUGAGUCAAUCUCCCACUCCCCUUGCCCAUCACUCCUAAACAAGACCUUGAAAUAUUUAAACUCUUCCGUGGGACAAUAACGCAUCCCUGACCCGGAGUGGGCACUCCAUCUUUUUCUAGCUGACGACCAUGGCGUAAAACUUGGAGGUGCUGAUUCUCAUUCCGUCGCUUCAUACUCGGCUGCAAACUGCUCCAGAAAAAAUGAACAGAAUCUGUGACAAAGGGCAGCACUAGCAAAGUCCAAAACCCACUGGGAACGAGUCUGACUUAUUGCUGGCUAUGCGGACAAAGCAACAGUUUCUGUGGGAUCGAAUGGGUCUUGGCAACGGGUCCGACCACGCAUACUCCCGAAGCAUUUCACACAGAAUACUCAGAGGGUAUGGCUUCUGCAAGUCCGCAAAACACAUGUAGAUUGCUUGGGCUACCUCCCAUGAACCCUCAAUCAUUCUCAAGAGUAUAAAGAGCUGGUCCAGUGUUCCGUGACCAGGGCAGUUAUUUGGGACAAAAACCACAUUGUUCCUCCUGUAUCCCGAUACUCUACUUUCCAGCACCCUGACAUAGCUUUUGGGAGGCUGAGGAGUGUGAUCACCCUAUAGUUGGAGCACAACCUCUGGUCCCCCUUUUUAAAGAUGGGAACAACCACCCCAGUUUGCCAAUCAGACCUUUGGAUUGUCAAAGAUCUUUUACCGUCCAACAAAAUUCUUAGUUAAAGUCAGCAGUGCUCCACCCACACUAUACACAGUGCAGGUAGACCACCACUUUCCCCUCCUGAGUCAACUGAUUGUUUUCCAGAAACCAUUUGAGGCAGUCAAAAAGUAUUUUUCCAUGGCCUCGCCAAACUCCUCCCACAGCCCAGUUUUUGCUUCAGGCACUGCCCGAGAUGUGUUCUGCUUGGCCUGUUGGUAACUAUCGGCUGCCUCCAAAGUCCCACAGGCUAACCAAGCUAGGUUAGGACUCCCUCUUUAGUUCGAUUACGCUCUUCACCUUCAGUGUCGACCAUUUGGUUCAGGGGUUACACCCAUGCCAGACACCAACUACCUUGCAGCCACAGCUCUGUGUAGCAGGUUCAGCAAUGACUCAAUGUCCCUAGUCUACCAAUGGAAUGUUGUCGAAGCUCUGCUGGGAGUGGAAGUGGCCUAGGGUGUACCAUAUGUCUCUGUGUUUUUUGUUUAUUUGUUUGUUUGUUUGUUUUUUGACGGUAUGUCUUUAUAGCACCUAUUUAAUGGUACUGAUAAACAGUAUCAGUAAAUUUAAUACUGCAGUGAAAGUGUCCAUGGCUCCUUCAUCUCUGUAUUCUGUAGGUCUGUAGUCAGUUUUAUUUAAUACAGUGCCAAAUUACAACAACAGUCACCUCAAGGCGCUUUAUG
Molecule: messenger RNA, 3061 nt
Organism: Maylandia zebra (zebra mbuna)
Lineage: Eukaryota; Metazoa; Chordata; Actinopteri; Cichliformes; Cichlidae
Gene: gosr1
Product: golgi SNAP receptor complex member 1
Biological process (GO): vesicle fusion; inter-Golgi cisterna vesicle-mediated transport; endoplasmic reticulum to Golgi vesicle-mediated transport
Cellular component (GO): SNARE complex; Golgi membrane; Golgi medial cisterna
Molecular function (GO): SNAP receptor activity
Source: RefSeq, a predicted model, not a curated record